GCGGGGUUGCGGGUUCGGAAAUGGCCUCAGCUGGAGGAGGCGACUGCGCGGCCUCCGAGUCGGAGGCGGACCGCCCUCACCACCGGCCCUUCCUGAUCGGGGUGAGCGGCGGCACCGCGAGCGGGAAGUCAACUGUGUGUGAGAAGAUCAUGGAGUUGCUGGGGCAGAACGAAGUCGACCACCGGCAGCGGAAGCUGGUCAUCUUAAGCCAGGACAGGUUCUAUAAGGUCCUGACGGCUGAACAGAAGGCGAAGGCCUUGAAGGGACAGUACAAUUUCGACCACCCAGAUGCUUUUGAUAAUGACUUGAUGCACAGGACUCUGAAGAACAUCGUGGAGGGCAAAACUGUUGAGGUGCCCACCUAUGAUUUUGUGACCCAUUCCAGGCUGCUGGAGACUACGGUGGUCUACCCUGCAGACGUGGUCCUCUUUGAGGGCAUCUUGGUCUUCUACAGCCAGGAGAUCCGGGACAUGUUCCACUUGCGCCUCUUUGUGGACACCGACUCUGAUGUCAGACUGUCACGAAGAGUUCUCCGAGACGUGCACCGCGGGAGGGACCUGGAGCAGAUUCUAACCCAGUACACCACUUUCGUCAAGCCCGCCUUUGAGGAGUUCUGCCUGCCGACAAAGAAGUAUGCGGACGUGAUCAUCCCCCGAGGGGUUGACAAUAUGGUUGCCAUCAACCUGAUUGUGCAGCACAUCCAGGACAUUCUCAACGGUGACAUCUGCAAGUGGCACCGAGGGGGGGCCAAUGGGCGGAGCUACAAGAGGACAUUUUCUGAGCCUGGAGACCAUCCUGGUGUGCUGACUUCCAGCAAACGGUCUCACCUGGAGUCCAGCAGCAGACCCCACUAAGCAGCCAGCACCCCGCUCCCUCAGCCUCCUGGGCAGGCCUGAGCAGCUGGGCCUGGUGAUGCCUGCCC
Elephantulus edwardii (Cape elephant shrew) is the source of this 922-nucleotide messenger RNA. RefSeq names its product uridine-cytidine kinase 1 (gene UCK1). The record is from RefSeq and is a predicted model, not a curated record. Lineage: Eukaryota; Metazoa; Chordata; Mammalia; Macroscelidea; Macroscelididae. The transcript is spliced from 7 exons. Gene Ontology annotation, molecular function: kinase activity; ATP binding. Bases 21 to 854 code for a protein of 277 amino acids. Gene Ontology annotation, cellular component: cytoplasm; cytosol.